UGUUACUGCUGUGUUGAACUCUGAUUGACUUGUUAAAGGAUAAGUUUGUAUGUAAGUUUGGGUUCACAUAGGUAUGGAACCUUGGAAGGGGACCUUGUCUAUGUGCCGGUCAUGGAUCCGGGAUUCGGGUCGUGACAAACUUGGUAUCAGAGCUUUAGGUUAAAGAAACAAUAGUAUAAUUAAUUUCAUAAUAAGUGGAGCAUUAGGAUCCGUAUUGUCUUGUUUGUUGGUUUUGAAAUUUUGAAUUCUCAUCAAGCAUAUCUUCUUCCUUGUGAUAAAUAUGCUUUCCUAUAAUUUUGUGAUAAUUAUCAUGCUAUUGUUCUAGCAUGACUUAAGUGCUCUAACUUUUAUUUUAGGAAAUGCCGAGGAAAAGAUGAAUAGCUGAUACUAUUAGAGUAGAUGAUGAUCAAGAUGAUGUCCUAAUUGUGCGAUUGAGAACCGCAAGGCAGAGAAGGAGGCGUGGUGCACCUGUGCCUCAACAUGUUGAGGAGGUACCUCCACUAGUGAAGGAAGAGCCUCAGGAGAUAGAAGAGGAAGAUAUGGUUGAUGAAACAAUUGUGGGGAUUGCUGACCCUGAGCCUGUUACAGAGUUUCAACAACUUAGCCAGGUUGUGCGAACCUGGAUAAAGUUUUCUAUGGAGAGAGAUAGAAGAAGGGAUAGAGAUGUAACCUCGACAUCCCACACUGUUCAGGGAGUUAAUGUGUCGUUGAAUGACUUCAUGAAGUUGGCACCUCCUAUUUUUACUGGGAUGGACAAUUCAAAAGAUCCUCAGAGGUUCCUAGAUGAUAUUUGGCGACGGUGUGAAGCUUUGAGAUGUACAGACCAUCGAGCUGUGAGUUUGGCAUCGUUCAGGCUGGAAGGAGAUGUGGCAAUCUCUUGGUUUGAGUCUAGGAAAAGAGCAAGGCUAGUAGAGGCUCAGUGGACAUGGAAAGAGUUUAGCUCCAUGUUCUUAGACAAGUUUCUUCCUUAGAGUGUCAGGGAUGCUCGACUUUAUGAGUUUGAGAGGCUAUCUCAAGGGAGCAUGACAGUGGAU
This is a messenger RNA of Populus euphratica (Euphrates poplar), 1034 nucleotides long. RefSeq lists its product as uncharacterized. NCBI's taxonomy places the organism in Eukaryota, Viridiplantae, Streptophyta, Magnoliopsida, Malpighiales, Salicaceae. The transcript has a single exon. The record is from RefSeq and is a predicted model, not a curated record. The coding region runs from base 540 to 971 and encodes 143 amino acids.